AUGUCUGCGAAGAACAUUGCAGGGCCAAAUGGCAAGAAGCCUACCACUGCGGCGACGAAUUUGAUCGCCGGCGGAGCAGCAGGUAUGAUGGAAGCACUUGUCUGCCAUCCUCUCGACACAAUAAAAGUCCGUAUGCAACUUUCCACAAGAGCUCGUCGGCCAGGAGCCAAAAAGCGCGGCUUCAUCAAAACGGGCAUGGAAGUAGCGCGCAAAGAAACUCCACUGGCGUUAUACAAGGGAUUGGGCGCUGUAACAACUGGUAUCGUUCCCAAAAUGGCUAUAAGAUUUACGAGUUUCGAGGCAUAUAAGAGGAUGUUGGCGGAUAAAGAAACGGGGAGUGUAACUGGAAAGGCAACUUUCCUGGCUGGUCUAGCAGCCGGAGUAACCGAAGCAGUCGCCGUCGUAACACCUAUGGAAGUCGUCAAAAUCCGUCUCCAAGGCCAAUAUCACUCAAUGGCCGAUCCCCUCGACGUCCCCAAAUACCGCAACGCCGCCCACGCGCUCUUCACCGUCCUCCGCGAAGAAGGGAUCGGCGCCCUCUGGCGUGGUGUCUCUCUCACAGCCUUGCGCCAGGGCUCUAAUCAAGCCGUAAACUUCACAGCGUACACAGAAUUCAAAGAGAUGUUGCAGAAGUGGCAGCCGGAGUAUGAGACGUCGCCGUUACCGAGUUAUCAGACGACGCUCAUUGGAUUGGUGUCGGGCGCGAUGGGUCCUUUGAGUAAUGCGCCGAUUGAUACGAUCAAGACGCGCUUGCAGAAGUUUCCGAGUCAGAUGGGGGAGAGCACUAUGACUAGGAUUAAGGCGAUUACGAGGGAGAUGUUUAAAACAGAAGGAUUCCAUGCAUUCUACAAGGGAAUUACACCACGUAUCAUGCGUGUAGCGCCUGGUCAAGCAGUCACGUUUACCGUCUACGAAUUUUUGAAGGAGAAGUUGGAAAGCAGUAAUAUUCCGUAUGUUGGCGGUAAAUAUGAGGAAUGA
Molecule: messenger RNA, 978 nt
Organism: Glarea lozoyensis ATCC 20868
Lineage: Eukaryota; Fungi; Ascomycota; Leotiomycetes; Helotiales; Helotiaceae
Product: Mitochondrial carrier
Exons: 5
Coding region: 1-978 (325 amino acids)
Biological process (GO): succinate transport; fumarate transport; transmembrane transport
Source: RefSeq, a predicted model, not a curated record